Molecule: messenger RNA, 998 nt
Organism: Vitis riparia (riverbank grape)
Lineage: Eukaryota; Viridiplantae; Streptophyta; Magnoliopsida; Vitales; Vitaceae
Product: wall-associated receptor kinase 2-like
Exons: 2
Coding region: 33-464 (143 amino acids)
Molecular function (GO): polysaccharide binding
Source: RefSeq, a predicted model, not a curated record
UGAGAAGAAGAAGAAGGAAAGGGGCCGGAGCCAUGGCUCUGCGUUUGAUCCUCCUCCUGCAACUUGCAGUACUGGUAUGGGUGAUGGAAGCUGCCGCUGAACUAGCCCUGCCGGGCUGUGCCAGCCACUGCGGCAAUAUCAGCAUCCCAUAUCCAUCUGGGACUACCCCAGAAUGCUACCUAAACCAAGAUUUCUUCAUCAAUUGCAGCUCCACCCAUCAAGCUUUUCUGACGGACAGUGACAUAGAUGUUCUAUCGAUUUCAGUUUCGGGUCAAUUGCGAGUCCUUUCGCAUGUGGCUCGAGACUGUUACAACAAAUCCGGGCAAAGAGUCGCCAACAACGAUCCAUGGAUGACACUGGCGAAGUUCCCCAUCUCCCAUACUCGGAACAAGUUCAUGACAAUGGGCUGCGACACCUACGCCUUCAUUGAAGGCUCAAGCGGGCAAAGGUACAAGAUUGGCUGACUGUCACUGUGCGAGAGAAUUGAUAAUGUUAUCAACGGGUCCUGCUCGGGGAUCGGCUGUUGCCAGACCACAAUCCCAGCAAAUGUAAGGAGCUAUGAGAUCAGUGUGGACAGCUACAUAAACCAUAGAGAAGUAUGGGCUUUUAAUCCAUCCAGCUUCGCCUUUGUGGCUGAAGAUGGCGCUUUCAGCUUCUCCUCCACUGACCUCCUUGAUUUACAGAAGAAAACCAGGGUUCCUACAGUGCUUGAUUGGACAAUAAGAGAUGAGAAAUGCGACCAAGCAAAGGAGAAUGAAACAAGUUACGCCUGAAAGGACAAUAGCUACAGUUAUAACCCAGACAAUGGUCCUGGGUGUAGGUGCAAUUGCUCAGAGGGAUAUGAAGAAAACCCUUAUCUUCCUCAUGGUUGCAAGGAUAUCGAUGAGUGUGAGGUUGAUCACCCCUGCAAUGUAACACAUACAUGCCAGAAUUUACCAGGAAGUUAUAGUUGCUCUUGCCCAUGCCAGCUGGGUAGGAAGGUGAUAGCAAAAAAGAUG